GGCUCAAACUGGCCGGACCCCAAUCAGACCAUUAAACCUCAAACCUCUUUCUUGACGGGCUCAAUAACUUAAACCGGUUUGACAAUCUUGUUUGAAAAGUUAGCAACUUUGAACUUGAAAUGAGUAAAGAGGAGACAAAUACGAAUAGUGUUUAGUCAUCAGGUAAUUGGGUGGAGAUCGCUAGAUUCUAUAUGCUAAAAUUGUGGGUUGGAGGCAAGGAACAAGGAUGUUUUCUUUGUUUAAAGUGUUGGGAUGCAAGUUUAGUGAUCUUGCUAAACUCGUAGAACAUUAAUUAAGGAUUUCAAGUUUAAGCAUUCGAUAAAUCGAAUACUAUCGAGGCUCAUGUGCAAGCACAUGCAUGAUUAUCUCUAGAUGCAUGCGUUUGUAUCUAAUAUGCAUGACACCGGAUGUAUAUAGUUCUGUUUAUGUCUAAAAUUAUUUUGGACUAAAUUGUUUGAAGAUGUGUGAAUCGUAACGAUCGUCUUGAUUUCUAUAAGUCAAAAGUUCAACACAAUCAAUCGACACCAGAAAAAUUUCCAUCCGAAACAAAUUGACACAACUGUGGGAUAGUAUAUUUCACAACAAAAUAAGUCCUCACUAUGUACAUUAGUGUCAAAUAUAGCUACAUCACUCAAUGUACAUGUAUGCAUAUUCUUAUGAAACGUACUAAAUGAAGACCAAAGUCGACAUUUCUCCGUGAAGUUAGAAGACAAAGACCUUUAAUUACUGUACUCUUAUGUUUUGAGGUUUGAUGUUGUAGUAUGAACGGGUUCAAUUCUCUUAGGUUUACACCUAUAAAAAAACAAUUCCUUUCUAGGGUUUAGACCUUUUCUAUUGCAUAUAGUAUAUAGUUUUGUAGGGUAAUUGAUCAAAAUGAUAUCAUAGGUUUGAGUUUGAGUUAAUAACAAAAUGGUCACAAAUGUUUAAAACGUAACAAAAAGAUCAUACAAAAUUACAAAUAACACAAUAUAACAAAACAACUAUUUCAUGUCAUUUUCUUCAUAUUUCCAUUCAAAAAUGACAAUCUUAGAUUGCUCUGGAAAAGAGGUAGUUUUACGCGCUGGUUAGGCGUUUUAUAAUUUUUUUUUAAUCAAGUUUGCAAUGUGUCAACAAGGUAUUUGGUAAUUAUGGAUGUAAAUAUGGCCAAAACGAGACAAAAUCACUAUUUUGUUAUAUUGUAGUACUCAUGUGACAUUUUGUUACGUUUUAAACGUUUGUGACCGUUUCGUUACUGGUCUAAAACUAUGUGACCAUUUUAUCAACUACCCUACUUUUGUGGAUGAACUUAAUUUCUUUGGCCAAGUGGGAAUAGAUUAAGGCUGAUUUAUCUAAAAACAAAGAAUCCAAAAGGUCGUGGUCCUAGAGAGGACCCUGAGGGCGUUGAAGUGUCCAAGACAAUUCUCAGCCACUCGAUUGUCAAAAAUGUGGAUCGGACGGUCCAGAGGUUUUGGGGGGUUUUGUUUUCUUUUGUGAUUAUUAUAGCAGUCAAAAUCAGUGUUCCGUGGAAAUAGUACUUAUGAGACCACAAAUUUGCGUCGCAUCAGACUAAUUAUUUUGGUCGUGUAUACUGACAAAGAAAAACAAUCAAACAGGGUCCUCCAGUUCGUCCGCAAAUGUGGACAUUGCGAAUAAUAAUAAUAACUGGAUUAGGUCAAACAAUAAUUCAUCUUUUUUAUAAGUCGUUUGGAAGUUUGGGAUUGUUAAAUAGAGGUAUAUAUUAUCGUAAAUAUAUGUGUACUAUUAUACAUAUGUCGACGAAUUUGAUGCUUUAUAAGAUCCAGCUUUUGAUAUAUACGAUUGUGUAUGUCAGAUCAGAGAAAAGUUUGGUAAAACUAUCUCAACUCUACGAUCUCAUCGUCUCAGCAAAAAGCUGAGAUGUAACAAUCACUCAUUUUGGAUGAUAGUUUAUGUCAUAUCACCCAAACAAUCCAUGUAUAGUGUAUGAAAAAAAAAAGUCAGAAAACGAUACAUUCUAAACAAUACAAGUAUAAUAACUACAUCACGAAUUAUAUAAUGUGUAUUGACACUAACUGCGGGAUGAUAAUUGUAUUGUAUAAUGUGUAUUGACACGUAUAGCAUGAUAAUGAUGUUAGGACCGCUCAAAACUUAUCGUUUCGUUUAAAUAUCAUGUAUUCUAUUGAUUAGUUAAAUGGACAUUUAAUAAAUAAAAAAAAAUCAUAUAUUCUUGUUGUUAGAUUCCCUGUGCACGUUUUCCAUGCAGGGCAUGAAGAUUUAGAUUUUAUUACUACAGCUCUUGGUUGGGCCGACGGCGACUCAAAAGAAGCUUUUUGGGGUAAAUUUAGAGGAAGAUAUAGGAAAGGCGGACCGUUGGGCCAUUAGUUAUUGGGCCUGACUGCUUCUUUGUUUGCUUUUCCAGUUACUAUUUUCGACUGCCGAAAAUCAUCACCAGUUGAUGGGCUGGUAUUUACCAAAUGUCUAAAAGGGCUUUGGACUUGAGAAGUUUCCAAAAGGGCUUUGUUUGGAGAAAAGGAUUUCACCGAUUGAUUCACUCACUCAAUUUGUAAAUAAGUGGAUUUUUUUUCCUACUUUUAGUAUUGUGGAUUAUAGGUUUAGAAUUUUUAUAUUUAUUGAAUGUUAACAAUCAAAAAUACCAGAGGGUCAUGGAAUGUUAACCUAUACUUCUUAUAUUUUACAUUUUGGUAUAUAACAUUUAUUUUUAAUAAGAAAAUAAUUAUUGGUAAAUUAUUUUUUGAUACCACGAUUGAAGGUGAUGCAAAGGUGGUGAUUGACAAGGUUAAUGUGGGAUUGGUAGCCGAUAUUCGUGGCGAAGCAAUCUAUGAGGAGAUUCGGUCCCGACAGUUGUCUUUUUGCAAUCUGCAGUUUUGUUUUGUGAGGAGGGACAGCAAUAGGGUAAGCCCAUCUAGUGGCUGAGAAGAUCCUUUCUUUGUUUUCCAGUCGUUGUUCUGGGUUUGAUUUUUGUGUUUUGGCUCUCCAGGGAGGUGGAUAUGAUGUAAAUAUUUUUUUCUUGUUUAAUACAAGUUAUCAUUUUGUUAAAAAAACAUUUUGGUACCUAAAAAUUUUCAUUAUGACAUUCAAUACCUAAACUUUUCAAAAUUUACAUAAUGAUCCAAGACUUGAAUGUCGUUUGGAUCCAUGGAUCAAUUAUCCAUUUGAUCCAUGAAUUCACCUAUCCAAUCCAGUAUCCACCAAUCCGACUUAUGAUUUCUAACAAUGUGGGUAUGCGUUUGAUACAUAUAUUCAAGUUUAGUGACCAUAUUGAUAUUUUCGAAACGUCAAAGAGAUGGCCCAAAUAGGGAGGGAAAGAAAUCCCAUCGCUCCCCUUCAAUCCUUCAUCCAAAAGAUGGACCUUAUCGUCUCUUGCAGUUGCAGCUCCACUAUCUCCUCCCCAUUUUGGCCUAAAUCCACACCUCUCCAAUCUCCAUUCUUCCCCUCUAGCUCCAAUCCCUCCGCCACCAGCUCCCGGCGGCCGAAAUGGGCUCUCGUCAGAACAAAAUCGGAGCUCCAGACUGCGGUCGGAGUAAACGGUGUACCCGCCGCCGCACCUCCGAUUGCGGUUCCCACCCACAAAGUCACUGUUCAUGACCGGCAGCGCGGCGUCGUCCACGAGUUCGUCGUCCCAGAGGAUCAGUAUAUAUUGCACACAGCGGAAGCGCAGGACAUUACGCUUCCGUUUGCUUGCAGGCAUGGUUGUUGCACUAGCUGUGCAGUACGUGUGAAAUCUGGACAACUCAGACAGCCAGAAGCUCUAGGGAUAUCUGCAGAGCUCAAAGAUAAGGGAUAUGCACUGCUUUGUGUGGGGUUUCCGUCUUCGGAUCUUGAAGUCGAAACACAAGACGAAGAUGAGGUAUAUUGGCUUCAGUUCGGGAGGUAUUUUGCUCGAGGGCCAAUUGAGCGAGACGACUACGCUUUGGAGCUGGCCAUGGCUGAUGAAUAGAAGAGAGAUUGUUUGAGUUCAGGCUGCAUUGUAUAUCUCAAGUUAAACUGAGAAUGUUGAUCCUCCACCUGCCGAUAUUCAUUCGGUUUGGUUUUAACCGGACAAAAUGCCUCUCCAGAUAGUGAUCAAAGACCAAAUCAAUCAACAUCCUCAUUUGCUGUAGACUGGAACUUGUAUGUUGUAUGUUCGUUUCGGUUUAACUGGAAUUUCGAGCUGCUGGGGUUUAAGUUUUCGUUUAGUAUGCUGUAUGUACGUCUCACCCACAUCAUUCUGUCGUUGCCCUGACAUUGGCAACUAGUCAUCUCAUUAUAAAAACCAUAUGAAGGUUAGCUAACUAAACUAAGCUUUGCAAAAUCCCUCCCUCCCUGCCAUGAAAAUUGGACAAGAAUAAAAUAAAAUUACUGGC
This is a messenger RNA of Linum trigynum, 4322 nucleotides long. The record is from the annotation of a GenBank genome assembly. Lineage: Eukaryota; Viridiplantae; Streptophyta; Magnoliopsida; Malpighiales; Linaceae.